UUGUGAUGAGUGAAAACACUUUAGCAGAAGCUACAACAAGAAGAGAAGAAGAGAAAAAAUGUCACCGGUUGGAUUACCACCAGGCUUUAGGUUCCAUCCAACCGAUGAAGAGCUUGUCAACUACUAUCUCAAGAGGAAGAUCAAUUGCCAAGAAAUUGAACUUGAUAUCAUUCCUGAAGUUGAUCUCUACAAAUGUGAACCUUGGGAAUUAGCAGAGAAAUCAUUUUUACCCAGUAGAGAUCCAGAGUGGUACUUUUUUGGACCCCGGGAUAGGAAAUACCCGAAUGGGUUUAGAACAAAUAGAGCAACUCGUGCAGGGUACUGGAAGUCCACUGGAAAAGAUAGGAAAGUUUCCUGCCAAAGCAGACCCAUUGGCAUGAAGAAGACUUUGGUGUACUAUAGAGGCAGAGCUCCUCAAGGAAUCAGAACUGAUUGGGUAAUGCAUGAGUAUCGCCUUGAUGACAAAGAGUGUGAAGACACCACUGGAUUACAGGAUACUUAUGCAUUGUGCCGGGUGUUCAAGAAAAAUGGAAUCUGUUCUGAGAUUGAAGAGCAAGGACAAUGUAGUAUAUCACUCAUUGAGAGCUGCCAAACCAUGAUUAAUGAGUGUGAUACCAUGUCUCCUGACAUACCAGGCGCAUCAUCAUCAUGCUUGGAAGAGGAAGACAAAGAUGAUUCAUGGAUGCAGUUCAUUACAGAAGAUGCAUGGUAUUCUUCUAAUGCAGCUAUGGUUGGUGGUGAAGAACUCUCACAUGUUACAUUUACAAACUAAUAUUUUGAAGACCUAAUGGCAGGCCAGAUUGGUGGUGAAUAACUUGGGAGCCGGAUAUUAAUAUAAAUAUAUAUAUAUUUAUAUACAUUUCAUCAUAUAAUAAAAUAUUUAUACAUUUUCCAUAUAACUGUUAUUAAGAGAUUUAACUUUUGCUUUUCUGAUUAUCAUUAUACUUAAUUGGUGAGGAUGGUUUGGUUUGUUUUUGGUUUGGUGGGCUUGUUAAUUAGGAUCAUAUUAUUGCAUUGAUUUU
Vigna umbellata (rice bean) is the source of this 1022-nucleotide messenger RNA. RefSeq names its product NAC domain-containing protein 54. Gene Ontology annotation, molecular function: DNA binding. The record is from RefSeq and is a predicted model, not a curated record. Lineage: Eukaryota; Viridiplantae; Streptophyta; Magnoliopsida; Fabales; Fabaceae. Gene Ontology annotation, biological process: regulation of DNA-templated transcription.